AUGGAUCUGAACGAUGUCGUGCGAGCAGUGUGCGCUAUUCACGAUCCGUUGACGUCAAAUGAGCAUCGCCUGGAAUGCACGCAGAUAGUAGAGAACUUCAAAGAAGGUCCUGUGGAUUCAGUAUUAAAUGUAGCCUUUGAAGUCAUCUCUCAAAAUUCCCUGAUUUUGCGGUACACCGGAUGGACACUAAUUGAGGAUCUUAUCCGAUACAAGUGGAACUCAAUACCAACCAAUCUUCGCUUGGAACUUCGUAGCCGGGAAAUUGUUGAAUGUUGCGCGAGAUGUGUGGUGGCGAUGAUGGAACACGAAUGGCCUCAGAAUUGGCCGGAGUUGAACUCAGAACUUCAUAAGAUGACUUCUCGAGAAUCGCUUUAUUCUGCUCUUGUAUUCGCAAUCGAACGCCGACUGAUAGAAAACGUCGCUACAAUGGCUUCUAUCGGAAGUCAACGUCGCCGUAAAGAAAUGCAUAGUGCUAUGUUUGAAUGCACGAACGAUUUUCUUGUCUUGGCUCUGAAUAAGUUGGAGUCUUGUCAACUAGAUGAGAUGGGUACGCUUGCGGCAAAGAACAUCAUCGGCUGGCUGACUGAGUUGUGGAGCUGCACCUCCAAUGCGAUUUAUGAGGAGCAACUCACUCGAAUAGUCGAUAUUGUUACUCGAUAUUUGAACACUGCACAAAGAAAUAUCUACGAAUAUGCCGCACGUUGUUUAGCAACAUUAGCAUCUCGAAAGAGAGAGAAACACGAAAAUACGUCUCUGAUCCCGGCUUUCUUUCGAGAAGAAGUUCUUUUAACAAUUCUUACCACUAUAAGUCUUGCUGCAGGCGGAUCGCCAUCUAAUGAGCAGCACUACCAAUAUCUCAAAUCACUUUGUGAACUCCUCACAACACUAGGAAAUUUCUUGUCGAGAGUGUGGAAGCAGGAGUCGCCACCAGAUAACUUCGGAAUGUAUAUGUCUGCAAUAGUCGCAUUUUUCAAUCACGACUCUCUGGAGCACGAUCGCUUGCUUACAAUGCGUGACACCUUGGUAAUGUCGAUGACGAAAAUGACUGAUUAUGAUAUACUAAGCGAGAUGUUAUCAUUGCACUCCCCGUUCAUUUGUACUUAUGAAGGAGACUGGAAGAACCUUUCCACGUUCUUCUCACUUCUAAGGAAGGCACUAGUAGAAUCUGCUGGCAACAAAUCCUUUAAUAGACAUGCUACCAGUAUUAUUCUUCGCCUUGUUCAGAAUUUUCCUACUUAUUUUAAGGAACAGGUUACAGACGUGGUUUCCUUGUGUACCGAAGUCAGUGGUGUCGUUACAAACAUGCAAAUGGCUCAGCUGCUUCAGGUUUUGGCCGUAUUGUCGAACAUAGUCGACGAUGGAAAUCUUAGAGUCGAGUUGGUGCAGAUGGCUGCCGGGCCAGCUAUUGAAUAUGUUCAUAGUGUGGAAUGGUGUUUGAUGGAGCUGCAUCUCGAUCAUGCGAACGCUAUGCUUUAUCCGUUAUUUCGCGACAACAUCACUAAAAUCGUCGCUUCUGAGAGGCAACAAAUCUACUGUUCCAUUGGUGAGAACGUUGAAGUGAUCGGAGGAAGUACCACUGUAGACCUGUUUGUGGCAGGCGGUCUCUGGCCACAUCACUCACGUGCUUUGGCGAAAUCGACGAGAAGAUUGGGUGUGAUUGGUGGGGGGAUAUUCAGCCUCACAAUCAUCUCGUUAUUUGUGAGCAAAUUCCCUAGUGUUGCCUAUCCAAUGGAACAAAUGCCAAAUCUCUUGCACAGCAUUGUGACAAAUCUCCCAUCCAUUCCUGAAUUCAGGAUUCGUUCUUGGAUCAAAAAAGGCUGGAAAUCGAUAGUGUGUUGUUGUCCUACAGAAUACUGGUCUCUUUUAAAAGACUUUUUUGCGUCAGUUGUUGGUUUUAUGCAAACUCUGCUGCAGAGAAUGUGGGAUGAGGUUUAUAAGAUAGAUCACGAUUCUGAACUAUCUGAGGAACAAUUGUUCUUCGAGCACUUAACGUGUGUCAUUUCUCGCGAUUACAUCGGUUUUCUACGCGCAUGCUAUCUUGCGAAUGACGGUGAUGAUAGGAAGUCUCGUUCCAUGUCGCCACUUGGCGAGUGGUUGUUCGACAGUAACGUCGGGUUAUCUUCUGUUAUCAUGACGACGUUCGCUUGCCUUACGUUUCGCGACUCAAUGCUUGCUCUUAAAGCUGUCAGCCUUUGUACAGCACUGUCAGAGAAGUUGGUGGAUUGUUACGACGAUGAAGUUGGUGUACAUAUGCUAGUAUGUUCUAUCCGGUCACUGCAAGUACAUGGAGCAGAUGAGAUUGCUGGCACUCCACUAAUUGGACUGGUGUUUCAUAUUUACUUCGCUUUUCGUCCCUUUUCGGAAUCACUUCCUCAAGUUCUCUUGCAAGUUCCGGACGCAGAUGCCGAAAGUGUGGCGAAUUUCGAUAGCAAGAUCCGAGCAAUGAUAUCUGGUGAACAACUUGUUUUGGAAAAGAAGAAGAAAGAGAUGACCCGUAAGCUUCUGAAAGGCGUAAUUUCGCUUACCGUCAGCGAACAACACAAGAAACCAGUUUAUCUUCGCCCUCUUCCACCUAUCGAGAAAAGACGUCCUAUAGUAAAUGAACCCCAUGAUUUUGAAGACCUUGCUGUGUUUUUCGCCGAAGGGCGAGAGUAA
This is a messenger RNA of Angiostrongylus costaricensis, 2655 nucleotides long. NCBI's taxonomy places the organism in Eukaryota, Metazoa, Nematoda, Chromadorea, Rhabditida, Metastrongylidae. The record is from the annotation of a GenBank genome assembly.